GUGGCUUGGAUUUAUCACUGUAGCAUCUGUCUUCGAUCUAUGUGUUAACUAGAAAUCAAGGGAAGACAUGAGGAGGUUUGUUUACUGCAAGGUGGUUCUGGCCACUUCACUGAUGUGGGUUCUCGUCGAUGUCUUCCUACUCCUGUACUUCAGUGAAUGUAACAAAUGCGAUGACAAGAAGGAGAGGUCCCUGCUACCUGCACUCAGGGCUGUUAUUUCGAGAAACCAAGAAGGGCCAGGAGAAAUGGGAAAGGCUGUGCUGAUUCCUAAAGAUGACCAGGAGAAAAUGAAAGAACUAUUUAAAAUCAAUCAGUUUAACCUUAUGGCCAGUGAUUUGAUUGCCCUUAACAGAAGUCUACCGGAUGUAAGAUUAGAAGGAUGCAAGACAAAGGUCUACCCUGAUGAACUUCCAAACACAAGCGUAGUCAUUGUGUUUCACAAUGAAGCUUGGAGCACUCUCCUUAGAACUGUUUACAGUGUGAUAAAUCGUUCCCCACGCUAUCUGCUCUCUGAGGUCAUCUUGGUAGAUGAUGCCAGUGAAAGAGAUUUUCUCAAGUUGACAUUAGAGAAUUAUGUGAAAAACUUAGAGGUGCCAGUAAAAAUUAUUAGAAUGGAAGAACGCUCUGGGCUAAUACGUGCCCGCCUUCGAGGAGCAGCCGCUUCAAAAGGGCAGGUCAUAACUUUUCUGGAUGCACACUGUGAGUGCACGUUAGGAUGGCUGGAGCCCUUGCUGGCGAGAAUAAAAGAAGACAGGAAAACAGUUGUAUGCCCCAUCAUUGAUGUGAUUAGUGAUGAUACCUUUGAAUAUAUGGCUGGAUCAGACAUGACUUAUGGGGGCUUUAACUGGAAACUGAAUUUCCGUUGGUAUCCUGUUCCCCAAAGAGAAAUGGAUAGGAGAAAAGGAGAUAGAACAUUACCUGUCAGGACCCCUACUAUGGCUGGUGGCCUAUUUUCUAUUGACAGAAACUACUUUGAAGAGAUAGGAACUUACGAUGCAGGAAUGGAUAUCUGGGGUGGAGAGAAUCUUGAAAUGUCUUUUAGGAUUUGGCAAUGUGGAGGCUCUUUGGAGAUUGUGACUUGCUCCCAUGUUGGUCAUGUUUUUCGGAAGGCAACUCCUUACACUUUCCCUGGUGGCACUGGUCAUGUCAUCAACAAAAACAACAGGAGACUAGCAGAAGUUUGGAUGGAUGAAUUUAAAGAUUUCUUCUAUAUCAUAUCCCCAGGUGUUGUCAAAGUGGAUUACGGAGAUGUGUCAGUCAGAAAAACACUAAGAGAAAAUCUGAAGUGUAAGCCCUUUUCUUGGUACCUUGAAAACAUCUAUCCGGACUCCCAGAUCCCAAGACGUUAUUACUCACUUGGUGAGAUAAGAAAUGUUGAAACCAACCAGUGUUUAGACAACAUGGGCCGCAAGGAAAAUGAAAAAGUGGGUAUAUUCAACUGUCAUGGUAUGGGAGGAAAUCAGGUGUUUUCUUAUACUGCUGACAAAGAAAUCCGAACUGAUGAUUUGUGCUUGGAUGUGUCUAGACUCAGCGGACCUGUAAUCAUGUUAAAAUGCCACCACAUGAGAGGAAAUCAGUUAUGGGAAUAUGAUGCGGAGAGACUCACCUUGAGGCAUGUUAACAGUAACCAAUGCCUCGAUGAACCUUCCGAAGAAGACAAAAUGGUGCCUACCAUGCAGGACUGUAGUGGAAGCAGAUCCCAACAAUGGCUGCUAAGAAACAUGACCUUGGGGGCAUGAAGAUCGUUUCCCCAAAGCCGUGGAAGUGUCUACACUUUUGUUUUUCCAUUAUUUCAAUUAGGGAAAAAUAUUAACUUUGCUGAGUGGGAAGUUUUAAAAUCCUUUUAGUAUUCUAAAAUACAGUUGUUUAUAAUUCAUUUUUAGUAAUGUUUGCUUAUUUCCCUACUAAAAUUUGUA
Prionailurus viverrinus (fishing cat) is the source of this 1915-nucleotide messenger RNA. It is a transcript of the gene GALNT13, whose product is annotated as polypeptide N-acetylgalactosaminyltransferase 13. NCBI's taxonomy places the organism in Eukaryota, Metazoa, Chordata, Mammalia, Carnivora, Felidae. The coding region runs from base 68 to 1738 and encodes 556 amino acids. The transcript has 11 exons. Gene Ontology annotation, cellular component: Golgi apparatus. The record is from RefSeq and is a predicted model, not a curated record.